GCAAUGUAGCAAAACACAAAUUAUUAAGACAAACAUAUUUAUUAGAAUGGGAUAUUGCGCUUACACGGCGCAAGUGAUUUGGUGGGUAUAAGGGAACUGGCCAUCACAUGCGCAAUGCCCUCAAUAUGCAGAGAGGUUAAAUGUGCCAUGUGCAAGAGUAUUAAUAUACCAUAUGGCAUAACAAAACGCAAUAUUCUUUUGUCAACAAACACGGCCGGUCAAUCUGUCAAAUCAAUUUCGAUUGGAUUAUUUAUUGCCCAUAUAUAUUGUUUUAAAAUAUAUUUCUAUUUCGCUUUAAAACGUGACACACCAUCAUUAACUAUGGCUAUGUGCCGUACGUGCCUCGAAACUCCAGCCGAGAAGGAUAUCUCAGAGUUAGAAAUGGACAUAAAUGAGUGCACCAAAAGCAGCUUUGAAAUCAUGAUGUUUUGUUUAGAUAUAAAGGUUACACGCGAAUCUAAAAUUACAACGAAUCUAUGCGAUGCAUGCUACGUACGAAUCAUAUCAUUUUACAAGUUCAAGAACCUAUCUUUAAAAAGUGAUGCUUAUUUGAAGUCAUUGGACCCUCUUGUAUCCAAAGUGGACAAAAAGCCGUCUGUCUACGUAGACGCAAACGGAAUUAAACACGAGAAUUUAUUAGACAAUGAUGAAUAUGGCAAACGUGUGAUUGUAGAUGUACCUCAAAUUAAAUUAGAAAUUGAAGUAAAAAAAGAGAACAUGUUCGGAGAUAUACAAAGAGAUGUUAAAGAUGAAGAUACACCAGAAGAUGCAGAGUCUGACAAAGAGCCAUUGAGUAUGAUACAAAAAGUGAAACAUGAAAAUAUUAAAAAAAUGACGAAGGAAAAUCCACCAGCUCGAAAAAAACGUGGCCGACCCAAAAAAAGUGAAUCUGCAGAACAUUCAAAACUAGGCUACCAAGUUUGCGAGGAGUGUGGCAAGUCUGUCCGUAACUUAAAACAGCACACCGCCCGCCAUGUACCUACGGGUGAAAGGAAGACAGUGCAGUGUGAUACCUGUCCUAAGGUCUUCUGCACAAAAGGAGCUCUGCGAGAACACUACAAAUUUACACAUUUAGGAAUGAAAUUUAAAUGUGAUAUUUGUAAUAAAGAGGUGACAAACCUAACAACGCACAAGCUGCUUGCCCACGACCGGGACGCACUCCCGUUCGCUUGCGUGUCGUGCGGCCGCCGCUUCGUGACGCAGUCCGCGCUGGCGACGCACAUGAUCACACACACAAAGGGCUCUGACACCUUAGUCCACGAGUGUGAUGUCUGUCAUAUAAAGUUCAACCGUAAAGGUGUCCUUUCAAGGCACAUGCGGCGGGUCCAUGAAAAAGAAAGAAAAUAUCAAUGUGAAUUUUGUUCAAAAGGUUUCUUUACGAAAUAUUCACUUGAACUACAUAUAAGGUCCCAUAAGAAAGAGCGUCCAUACAAAUGUGAGGAGUGUGGGAAGACAUUUUCCCACAGCAUUUCCCAUAAGAACCACCAGCUCAUCCACACCGGCGUCAAGAACAUCCACUGCGAGGUCUGCGACAUGGCCUUCAUGCGAGUUGAAUAUCUUCGAAAACACAUGAUCAGCCACACGAAGGAGAAGAAUCACCCGUGCCGGUAUUGCGGCAAGCGCUUCGGUCGCACGGACCAUCGCCGGAAACACGAGAUUACAGCUCACCAGAAACAUCUGGCAACCGAUUAAGCUCCUUAUCUCUAAGCAAGAAGACUCAAAUUUCAAUAUCUGGCGCAUAAGUGUAUAUAAUAUAUUUUGGCAAUUAUAGCUCUUACAUUUUAGCAUUACAAAAAAGGUAAACAAUCUUGACGUGUCUUUUUAUUGAACAUGAUUAAAUAAGUGGCCAAGUGCAAGUCGGACUCGCCCAUGAAGGGUUCCGUACCAUUUAUGACGUAUUAAAAAAAACUACAUCUUUGCAUGGUAAUGUAUAUCAUAUAUUAUUUUUUUAUUUUUCAUUCUGUUAUUUUAGAAGUUACAGGGGAGGGGGGACACACAUUUUUUCACUUUGGAAGUGUCUCUCACGCAAACUAUUCAGUUUAGAAAAAAAUGAUAUUAGAAACCUAAUAGUACAUUACGAUACAAGUGCGAAAAAUAGGAAAUUCGAAACGAGUGGCGAUAAAUUAAAACACGACCGAAGGGAGUGUUUUAAAUCGACACGAGUUGCGAAUUACCUAUUCGCACAUGUAUCGUACAACGUUUUACAGUACAUAUGGCCCUUUAAAUGUUCGACACAGUAACGUAAUAUGCUACUUCUCGCACUAGUGCUAUAAAGUAGCCCCAUAUGUACUGUAAAUAUCAUUUUUGAAGACCUAUCCAUAGAUACCCCACACGUAUGGGUUUGAUGAAGAAAGAGAUUUUUCGAGUUUCAGUUCUAAGUAUGGGGAACCCCCAAAAUUUAUUGUUUUUUUUUCUAUUUUUGUGUAAAAAUCUUAAUGCUGUUCAUAGAAUACAUCUACUUACCAAGUUUGAACAGUAUAGUUCUUAUGGUUUCGGAAAAAAGUGGCUGUGGCAUAAACGGACAGACAGACGGACAUGACGAAUCUAUAUGGGUUCCGUUUUUUGCCAUUUGGCUACGGAACCCUAAAAACGCUUUAAAAUAAUAGUUUAUGUUACUUAUGAAAACAAAAGAAUGUAAAAGAUCGUAUAUUAUUUGUAAUUGUUACAUAUUUACUGUGACUUAUUUAUCAAAAGUGAUUUUUAAAUAAAAAGUCACGUAAAGAUCGCUUACCUUUUUUCUAAUGCAAAACAACGAACUAUAGUUCGCCGCGUAACGUAAACAUUACAUUAUGAGUACAAUCAUGA
Cydia pomonella (codling moth) is the source of this 2805-nucleotide messenger RNA. Its product is annotated as zinc finger protein 436-like. The transcript is spliced from 7 exons. Gene Ontology annotation, molecular function: RNA polymerase II transcription regulatory region sequence-specific DNA binding; DNA-binding transcription factor activity, RNA polymerase II-specific; zinc ion binding. Gene Ontology annotation, biological process: regulation of transcription by RNA polymerase II. Lineage: Eukaryota; Metazoa; Arthropoda; Insecta; Lepidoptera; Tortricidae. The coding region runs from base 115 to 1692 and encodes 525 amino acids. Gene Ontology annotation, cellular component: nucleus. The record is from RefSeq and is a predicted model, not a curated record.